This is a messenger RNA of Etheostoma cragini (Arkansas darter), 3849 nucleotides long. Its product is annotated as zinc finger protein 135-like. The transcript has 4 exons. The record is from RefSeq and is a predicted model, not a curated record. The coding region runs from base 244 to 2577 and encodes 777 amino acids. Gene Ontology annotation, molecular function: DNA-binding transcription factor activity, RNA polymerase II-specific; RNA polymerase II cis-regulatory region sequence-specific DNA binding. Lineage: Eukaryota; Metazoa; Chordata; Actinopteri; Perciformes; Percidae. Gene Ontology annotation, biological process: regulation of DNA-templated transcription.
GUCAUCACUUCCGUAAAACGAGAACUUAUGUUUAUUCUUUGUACCAAUUAGCUUCUGCUAGCUGAAAGCGGUGCACAUUAAAACCAACAGCAAGCUAACCGUUGGCUGCAGUUCGUGUACAGGCAGCGGCUUCAGCAAUGGCCUGUUUCGGUUAGCUAAUGUGACUGAGUUACAGACACUUUUCCCGCUUUAAAGUUACGGCUUAGCUGCCACUUUGUUGUUGUUUUUGUUUGUUUUUUAACGAUGCUGAGCAGCGUUGCUUUGCGGGCUCAGAUUGCCUCCAUUAUCGAUGUUCUGUCCAAAGCAGCUGUGGCAGAAAUCGCCAAAGUUGUGGAGGAUGGCGUGGUGGAGUUGCGGCUGGAAAUGUGUCAGCGUGAAAAUGACAUCAAGAAGCUGAAGAGUAAUAUUGAGGUUCUGCACGACGAGCUGAGAUCACUGCAGGAGAGAGUGACCCUGCGACCUGAUAGUCAGAGCAGAGAUGAUCGUCAGAAUGAUGUUGGUGAUGAGAGGAGCUUGCUUGAGCAGGGGCCCGCUGAUAAGGACCCAAACAUCCUGUCCAUACCUGGGGUGCAGGUGAAAUGCGAACCUGUGGAGGAAGGAAGUGAAGAGGCCAGAGAAGAAGAACUGGGCUCGUAUGACAGGGACAGUGCCCAGUGGAGGUUGACAACACAAACUCCGACAGGAUGCAACAAUUCCGACUAUUUAAGCCUAGGGCAGAACCCUGUGUCGUGUCUCACUGAAUCUUCUCUGGACACGGGACUGGCGGCGCCCUUUAGCAGCUCGUCUGGGUGUCAGCAGAGCGCGUUUGGCCGCGGGCUGCUGGGUUACAGUCCGUACCGUAACUCGUACAACAUGGUGCGGAGGAGGACGGCGAAGAGGUUAAUGUUCAAGAAGGGCUUCAUCUGUCCAUACUGCGGUAAAUGUUUCGAGCGAGCCGGGCACCUGGAGAGGCAUAAAAGGAUUCACACUGGCGAGAAACCUUACCGCUGCGAGAUAUGCGGGAGACGCUUCAAUCAGAAAUGCAGCCUAAAGGAGCACAUGAAGAUCCACAGAAGAUGUAUUGAGCCCAGUCCACUCCACAUCAAAGUGGGCAAAGAGAAACAGACUCCCGAGGGGAACCCAUGUGCCGAUACUCGUCGCACGGAAGAAGAGAGCCAGGGGGACGCUGAGGACGGCCUACCUAAGAACGAGGAUAAUCUUACAACACCCUUACACGUCAAAUCUGAGCCCGCAGAGGACAACCUAUUACAACCGGCGUUUCACGGAGAAACAGAGCGGAUGGGGGACAACCUCAGUGAAAACUUCACAACAUUUGAGAGAGACAGCCAGCAGUGGUUGACCAGAUUACACGGGCAAAACCACGCGGAGAUCAGCGGUGCAGAGUAUCUGGGCGCCUCGGCCUUCCCGGGGAUAGCUCAGUUACUGCCGCCGCCAGUCGAAGCUUCUUGUAGCACGUUCUCCUUUCCAGGGAAAUCGUACGGGGAACUCAAACGCAGCGCGGUCUCCCAAACACCUUACGGGUCCCCAGACAUGGUUCCAUCAAGCGAGGCGGGCUUGCACGGAAUGGCGGCAGCCGGGCUGAGUCACCCCAGACCUGGAACCAGGUCGAUUCAGAUGAUCAAACCAAAGAAAAGCUUUGUCUGCUCGUACUGCGGCAAGGUCUUUGAGCGCGUCGGCCACCUCGACAGACACUUACGAAUUCAUACCGGGGAGAAGCCGUACGGUUGCCAUAUCUGCGGGAGGUGCUUCAAUCAGAAGAGUAGCCUCAAGGGCCACAUGAAGACGCACAGGAACGGGGACAUCGCAGAUGUGCCGGAGGCCCAUCACCUGAUGUUUACGAUGCCUGAUAGCCAGCCGUUGAAGAACCUGGCAGAAGCCAAGACCGGACUGGCAGCUUUAGAGGAACAGUUCCUGGGCACCACGUACGGCGAGGCAGCUGCUGAGCAAACAGUGAUGGUCAAGCUGGAGCCAAACGGGGAGGAUUUCCAAACUCUAUUGACUGAUAACGGCACCGGAGCACCCGGGCACAGGCAGCAGUGGACAUCUGGGAUAGAGAAGAGUAGUGAUCCUGACCAAACGGUCUCCGUGCUUUUACAGGAUGCCAAGUAUCACCUCAGUCCCGCUGCUGGAGCAGCCAACGGGCAGCAGGGAUUUACAUCGUCAAUAAGGGAUCUGCCUCUUGUAGACAACAAAGAAAAGAAAGAAACGGUGCACAAUAAUCAGUAUUCUAUGAUGGGUAUGCAAUCAAGAAGCUCUGAUAUGGCUCUGGCACCUGAGCUGCAAGAUCAACAUAUUGCACCAGAUGCAGCUGUGAAUGAGUACACGGCACUGAGUGAUAGGUCUCGCGAGGGAGGUGUGUUUGAAUUUAAUAUAAGCGCCUCAGGCAACCAGGCGGACAACUGUGACAGGCAAAAUUGCUUUAUAUGCUCGAGUUGUGGGCAAAGCUUUGAUAGCUUUAAUUUAUUUCAGAGGCACCAGUGUAAAAGUAUCACAGAGCAGUCCUUCAGCUGUGAUAUAUGUGGGAAGAUUUUCAAUCAGAUGAGCAUCCUGAAAUUGCACCUUAAACUUCAUGUAUGAUAUACACAACAAAAGGAGAACUACACGAUUCUCCACCAAGCUUCUUCACAUUCAAUCACAGUAUAGCACAUGGCAAAGUGCCCGUGUGACAUCUCAAUAAAUGCUCCGCAUGUCCCAAAAGUUAAUGCAGAAGAAAAAUAGUUUUCUAUUUGUAGUAUUGAUUAAUUACAAUCUUCUUCGCAGUAGGGCCAGUCCGUCACAUUUCCAGUACAACAUGUACUUUGCACAAAAUCUUUUACUUUUACUUUGACCUACUUCUUCUCCUAAUGUAUAAAAAAAAAUGUUUCAAGUUGAUCAAUCAUUGUUGGGUGUUUGACUGUUGAUCCUUGCAUGCUUAAGCUUGAUUUUACGCUUCUGCGUGUGUGGUAGAGCGAGUGAGAGAGUGACGGUGAUUAGCUUCGGAGUGAGUACCAACUCUAGAUUCAUAGGGUGACAAACAAAGUGUCUCCCCUGUUCUUUCUGACCAUGGUGGGACAUCUGUAGGAGAAAAAGUCAUCCCUCUCCCGGACUUCAUGUCGUUUAUGGAGAAGGAGAACCAGGAAUUGAGUCAGGGGGAAUGCAACGCUGCCAAGCCAUGGCAGAGAGCAGCAGGUCAGGCUACAACAUAGGGUCCGGCGUAGCGUCCGCAUCUCCACCACCUUACAUACUGUACGUGACCAUGGCGUAGACGUAACGCAGAAGCAUAAGUCACGCUUUAAAACUGGCCAGGUCUAGGCUUUGAAAUGACUUUAAUUUACUUUUGGCGUCGUGCUGGCAACAAUUCCAAAACAAUCUUCUUGGGACCAUUUAACCAUUAAUCGAAUAAGAAUUUUGUAUAAAAAGGCUGAUAAAUCUCAAUGAACGGUUACCAUGAAAAGAUACAGCAACACAAUUUUCUGUUCACGUGAACGGGGAAUGUUGAUAGAGACGGUCUCUGCUACUGGAGGAGCAGAAGAACUUGAAAAGCUGUGAGCGGCAGUUGGUAGUUGAGUUACCUGAGAAAAGGGGGCUUUGAGCCGGGGACAGGGCACCAUGAGCUGCCGCUCAUUUCUGCUGACAUUAUGGUUAGGUUUUGCCAACAAAAAGUGAGCAUUACGCUGCACCAAAACAACUAGUCAAGUUUAGGAAAAAGAUCGUGGUUUGGAUUAGAACAAUGCCAAGGAACACGCUUUUCCAGGGUUAAAGUCCUUUGUUUCUCCCGGGAAAGCAAAAUCCACUCACCAGCUUGAACAUGCAGCUUUUUAUGACAGUUCAUUAAGUAUUGAAUGGAAAGCAUAUAUAUAUAUAUAUAUA